AUGGAAGAUAUCUUCAAAGUGAAGCAAGGAGAUACAGAAUUGCUCAGAAAAUUUGUAGAUAGAUUCCAGUGUGAAAGAAUGAUGCUACCAAGAGUACCUAAUAAUUGGGAAGCCAUGGCAUUUGCGAGUAAUCUAAAUGAAAAAAUUUCAGAAGCCACGGAGAGGCUCAAAGAAAGCUUACGAGAAUUCCCUACCACAACAUGGAAUGACGUAUAUAACAUGUAUAGUACCAAGCUGCGGAUUGAAGAAGACAUCGUUGCUCAGUCAAAGGUUGAUGAGAGAACAGGAUCGAGGUGGUUGGAAUCUGAAAAGAGGUCCGGUAAAAAUAGUUACGAGCCUUAUAUGGUACCCUCAGGGCGAGACGCACGUUCCAAGCUAGAAAAUGUACGAUCUGACCAUAGAUUGAGGAACAGAGAUUCAGGUUCAUCAUCAUCUAGGAUCAGAAAAGAUCGAGAUGUGCGUGAUGGGGAUACCAAUGCAAAUGCAAGGAUUGGAGACUAUUGUUUCAAUAUCAGUACUUCUGAGUUGGUAGCUGUUUUAAGGAGUAUAAGAGAUAAGGGAUACUUGACAGACCUGUUUAGCGAGAAAGGUAAACAGUCUUACAUGAAAAAUAGACAAGAACCUCCAAAACCUCCAUCUCCAAAGAGAACAGCGAACGUGAUAAGCAGGGGAGAAGAAGUCAACGGUGUAACAUACACAGCUGCGAAAAAGACGACGAAAUUCACAGUAACCCACGAAAAGCGAGUUCGACAAACCUUGGAAGAAGAUAGCAUAACAUUUGAUGAUGUAGAUGCUGAUGGUAGCUCCGUGAAUAUUAUCUUAUUGCGAGUGGUGAACGAAAUGCAAAUUGGCGACCAGAUGAUACCAAAAGCACAUUCCUUAUCUGGAUUCAAUAAUUCAACCGUUAUUACGAAGGGUGAGAUAAUGUUAACUACAUUCGCGGAAGGAGUCAUCAAAGAGACGAAAUUUCAAAUAAUAGACACAGACAUGGCCUAUAAUGUGAUUCUUGGGAGGCCAUGGAUUCAUGACAUGGAUGAUGUGCCGUCAACAUUACAUCAAUCACACAAGGAAAGCAUUGAUACAAAUGAGGAUUUCAUGGAAGACGUGCUAAAUCAAAUCUCAUCUGAAUAUGUAUCAAAGCAAACUGAUAUGGAUUCGAGACCGGAUGUAAUUCAAGAACCAGAGGAGAAUGAAAAUACCAAAACAACAAUUGAGGAGCUCGAAGCUGUCGUGCUAUUCGAACAAUGGCUAGAUCGAAAAGUUUAUAUUGGAGCAAAGCUGAGUCCAUGA
Messenger RNA from Nicotiana tabacum (common tobacco), 1290 nucleotides. NCBI's taxonomy places the organism in Eukaryota, Viridiplantae, Streptophyta, Magnoliopsida, Solanales, Solanaceae. The record is from RefSeq and is a predicted model, not a curated record.